This is a messenger RNA of Adineta steineri, 1899 nucleotides long. Lineage: Eukaryota; Metazoa; Rotifera; Eurotatoria; Adinetida; Adinetidae. The record is from the annotation of a GenBank genome assembly.
AUGAUUAUGCUAUUUUAUCUAUUAAACAUUCAUUCAAAAUCACUAUACACUUUACAUCUAUUGAAGAACAAGACUAUAUUUAAUGAUUCCAAAGAGUGUUAUAUUAUUUUACGUGAACGUGGUGGUCGACUUGGAAAUCGUUUAUUUAUGUUUGCAUCAGCUUAUGGUCUAUCACUUAAAUAUUCAUGUCAGUUAUACAUAGAUCGAAAUAUUAUUGAUGAACUACAACAAACAUUCAAGAUUAAUUUGACAAAUUUGUUGUCGAAAUCACAAUUAAAUAAUUUGACUUCAAUUACAAAAAUACAGAAUCAUUGUUUAUAUAUUUCUAAUCUUUUAUAUACAAACAACAGUUAUUCGAUUGAAUUAUCAGGAUUCUGGCAAGUACAUAAAUAUUUUAUCGAUCAUAUGGAACAGAUAAAACAACAAUUACGUUUUAAACAAUCAAUUUUAGAUCGAGUGAAGAAUUUUCUCGACAAAAAUAUCAAUAAAAAUGUUUCCACUUCCGUAGGCAUACAUAUUCGACGAGGAGAUUUUCUACGUGUUCGACGUGUUUCAUCCAACAAAUAUAUAUUCAAUGCAAUGUCUCAUUUUCAAAUAAAAUAUCAUUCAGUUAUGUUUAUUAUAGUAUCCGAUGAUAAAGAAUAUUGUCGAAAAACAUUUGGUCAGAAAAAUAAUGUAUUAGUGACACCUGAUUCAUUUAGUACUGCUGAUGAUUUGGCUACAUUGACUCUAUGUGAACAUACUAUUCUUACUGCAGGAACAUUUGGAUGGUGGGGAGCUUUUCUUUCACAUAAUCGAUUGGGUGAUGUAUUAACUGAUUCAAAAUCAGAUCAUACUCCUCUUGAUGCUAAUUGUCGACAAGAUGACUAUUUUCCAUCAUGGUUUUCGUUUUUAAACAUUGUCAUUGGUAUUGGUUUAGUCUUGUUUAUUGAUCAAUCAAAUUUCAAUAAGUUUUCAAUUCGUAGAUCCAAUUAUACAAGAUAUCUUUUAUUGAAAAAUAAUGAACAAUAUUCAACAACUGUUGUAAUAGUAUAUUUUCCAUUGAGUAAAUCUAAACAUAGUAACGCUCAAUAUCAAUCGUGGCUUGAAAAUCUAUUAGGAUUUUGUCAAUCACCUAUCAUUAUAUAUACAUCAAUUGAAUAUAAACCGAUUCUACAACAACUUCGCCGAAAUAGUUCAUUAAGAACUCACUUUAUUGUGGAAUAUAAUUUACCGUUUGAAAUAUCACCAAUAAAAAAACUUGUUCCUAUCUUUGAACAACAAUAUCUCACUGAUCCUGAACGUGCAUAUCACUCGAUUGAAUUGUAUGCUGUAUGGUGUGCUAAACCGUUUAUAUUGAAUCGAAGUGUAGAGCUUAAUCCUUUUCGAACAAAAUAUUUUCUCUAUAUUGAUGCUGGAGCUUUUCGAUCUUCUAAUUAUCGUUUUCAAUCGUGGCCAUACGAACCUUCAAUUCAUUCAAUUCUUGCUAAUAACAAACUUCUUUUCGGUAUGAUCUCUCCGCUUCCUCGUCAGUUUUGUCCAUUAUUGUAUACUGUAAAUAAAAGUCUCAUUCGACAUGAUCUCAUUCAAGCUGGUCUAAUGGGUGGUACUGCUGAUGCUAUCCAUUGGUGGACAUCAGUAUUUUAUGAAACAAUCGAUAUUUAUAUUUCAAAGAAUUUUUUCAUUGGAAAGGAACAAAAUUUAAUGAAUGCUAUUGCACUCAUGUAUCCACACAGGAUCAAUAUGAUGCUUUCAUUUCGUACCUCUUGUGGCAAUAAAUGGUUUGCUUUCGGACCAUUACUAGCAAAUCAAGCUGAGAAACAAAGAUUGGCUUUUUCUAUGACCUGUCAACAUCAGAAUUUAUCUGAAGUUAUUAUUCCUUUCGAAAAUAUUUGUAAUGAUCCUAGAAAUGUUAAAUAA